GAAUAUCACGGCAACACGCUUUUGAAACUUGUCACACAUCCCAUCCAAACCAAACGCUCUCUGUCAUCUUCCCUCGCUAUUACCAGCUCUCUGUUCUCUCUCUUUCCUUCUACGGUCAACAAUGGCGUCGAUCUACACCUGUACGGAGUGCGGAACCAACCUGAACCUGCACAGCAACCACCUCUUCCCGCCGGACUUCUACUUCGAGGCCGGUAACAAAGGAACCCUCUCUUUCUCUCUCAUCGACACCACCAAGUUCAGGUUCGAGAAAGAGGACAAGAUCAGACCCUUCUUCGAGACCCUCAAUUACUGGGGAAUCCAGAGGAAGAGGACCAAGAUCAUGUGCAAUAGCUGCAACCGUCUCGUCGGCUACGUGUACGACGAUGGUCCGCCUCUCACCAACAGUCCCGGCCAGUACCAUUUCGGCCCCAGUCAGGUCAUUCCUAGGGCUCCAAGGUACAGGUUUAAGACCAAGUCUCUUCGGAUUUCGUCUGAAACUUGAACAACAUUUUGAAUUUCUUCAUUGGGUGUUUUGGGUUUUGUGGGUUUUCUUUGGAUAAUAAGAAUCAAUGGGGUUUUGGGUUUCAUGUUGUAUAUUGGGUAUACAUUUACUUGGACAGGGUCUUUCAGUUUACUUUUGUGAUCGUCUGAUUCCACAUGUAAAUACGAAUUUCUGUUUUAGUUGAAUAAAUCGAUGAUCCUCUUUUCCUGUGUU
Messenger RNA from Cornus florida, 715 nucleotides. RefSeq lists its product as uncharacterized. The transcript has a single exon. NCBI's taxonomy places the organism in Eukaryota, Viridiplantae, Streptophyta, Magnoliopsida, Cornales, Cornaceae. Bases 122 to 502 code for a protein of 126 amino acids. The record is from RefSeq and is a predicted model, not a curated record.